AUGGGCUGUUGUGGAAGCAAAGAAGAGCGUGACGAGGAAGAUGUCAAUGCACCACUGCUUAAUCAUGAAGCAACAAACGACAAUCGCAUGAACUAUCAAUCCACGGAAACAAUCGACGCAAAAAAGGAACAAGAUUUCUGGAAUGAGGUCAUUGAACGAACAACACAGCAAGUAUCUUACAGCCCAUACGAUAUACUUUAA
Phycomyces blakesleeanus NRRL 1555(-) is the source of this 201-nucleotide messenger RNA. RefSeq lists its product as hypothetical. The transcript is spliced from 3 exons. Bases 1 to 201 code for a protein of 66 amino acids. Lineage: Eukaryota; Fungi; Mucoromycota; Mucoromycetes; Mucorales; Phycomycetaceae. The record is from RefSeq and is a predicted model, not a curated record.